GGCAGUCUUUAUAAAACGACUAUAAUUACAGCGAGUCCCAGACAAAGGCCGCCUACAGCGCGAGAGAGUUUCUGUUGUAAUUUGAUCAUUUGGCUCUGGUGCUCAAGACUCUCCCCAAAGCGAUGGGGGUUGCUUAACUUUUCGGAAAAUGAUCACCGACUGCCACAUCAUUCCGUUUAUAGAAAACAAAAUGCUUACGGUUUUUAUCAUUUUAAGCGCUUUAGCGACAUGCUGGAGCCUCCCGCGGCGGUGUACACCAGAUGAAGAAGCAAUAGGAAGAUGCAAAACAUCUGCAGAAGACAGACCGCAGUGCAUAGAGAUGGUGCUUGGCUACUGCCAGGAUGUUACGUACAGCUACACUACAUUCCCCAACAUUGUGGGGCACCGUACACGGCAGGAUUUAGAGAUGGGUGCAGAGUACCUGCUCCUGAGUGUGAUCCAGAGUCUGCUGAAAGGAGAGUGUACUCCAGAUAUCCGUCUGUUGGGCUGCUCAGUGCUGGCCCCCCGUUGUCAAGAUGGCAAGAUUUUUAAGCCAUGCCGUAGCUCGUGUGAGAUGGUGAGAAAGAGCUGCAUUCAUGCCUUUGAAGCCAUUGAAAUGGCAUGGCCGUACUUUCUGGAUUGUGACCGAUUCUUUGUUGGUGACGAGGAGGGUUGUUACGACCCAUUGUCACAGCUAAAAGCAAAGCAGGAAGUGACUUUUGCCAACAUUUCUGAUGGUGGACUUUCCACCGUCCUUCAGUUCAUUUAUCACUCUAACUCCCAGAUGUUCAGUGUCCUCAAGAAGACGGCAGCUAAAUGCUCGCAUAUCUCUCAGACAUACAGCAUCGGACGCAGUGUGGAAGGCAAAGAUUUGCUGGUUAUUGAAUUCUCCAGUAACCCUGGACAACAUGACCCACUGGAGCCAGAGAUAAAGCUAAUUGGGAACAUGCAUGGAAAUGAGGUGCUGGGCAGGCAGCUGCUGAUAUACCUGGCCCAGUAUCUGUGCUCCGAGUACCUGCUGGGCAAUGAGAGGAUUCAGACCCUCAUCAACACAACACGCAUCCACAUCCUGCCCUCCAUGAACCCCGAUGGCUAUGAGGUCGCAGCCUCUGAGGUAGCUGAUAGGAACGACCCCGAAAACAUCAACCAGGAAGGCCAUGAGUUCAAUGGAUGGACCAGCGGUCGGACCAAUGCACAGAAUCUCGAUCUCAACCGCAACUUUCCUGACCUUACCUCCAUCUUCUACAAUCGUCGUCGCUUUAGACAUUUCCGUAGUGACCACAUCCCCAUUCCUGACUCUUACUGGAUGAAUAAGGUGGUUGCACCAGAGACCUACGCUGUAAUGAAGUGGAUCAGGUCCAUUCCUUUUGUCAUAUCUGCCAGUAUGCAUGGAGGAGAACUGGUCAUCUCAUACCCGUUCGACUUCUCUAGAAACCCCCAUGAAGACAAAAUGUUCUCUCCCACACCAGAUGAACAAAUCUUUAGGCAGCUGGCUAGGAUUUAUGCGGAUGCUCAUGCUACUAUGUCCAACAGUGACACAGAGAGAUGUGGAGCCGCGUUUGCCAGUAAAGGAGGGAUAACCAAUGGAGCACAAUGGUACAGCUUUGCUGGAGGAAUGUCAGACUUUAACUACCUGCACAGUAACUGUUAUGAGAUCACCGUAGAAUUGGGCUGUGAUAAAUUCCCAUCUGAAGAGGAGCUCUACCCCGAGUGGCGCAGGAAUAAAGAGGCACUGCUCAGCUUUAUGGAGUCUGUCCACAAAGGUAUAAAAGGGAUUGUGAAAGAUGAAUACGGCAAUGGCAUUAAAGGAGCCACAAUAUCUGUUAAGGGGAUGCGGCAUGACAUCACUACAGCUGAGGAUGGCGAUUACUGGAGACUGUUAAACCCCGGUGUCCACAUUGUGACUGCAGCUGCUUCCGGCUACUCGAGAGUAUCGAAGCGCAUUAACCUACCGAGGAACCUGCAGGUGGGCCGGGUGGACUUUGUGUUAAAAAAGGUCCCGCAAGAACCCUCUCUCGACUACUUCAACAUCCCUGAACUGGACAACUACGAGCGUUUCGAUCCGUUCAAUCAGUUCGAGCAGUACAGCCAGAGAGAGCUUGGAGAGAAUGGCGAGGAAAGGACUGAGAAACCGUGGUGGUGGGCUUAUUUCAGCCAGUUAGGGAUAUCUGCACCCACCUGGCUCUUACGGAACUAUUAGAGCUCCUCAGGGCAUCGCUGAAAAGCAACUAGAUUACUAUUUUUUGUACCCGAGCCCUACUUGAUGAUUCAUGUCAGAACGAUAGCUUUAUUUGACAUGCAAUAUGUGCAGCUAACCACUAGGUAUGGUGGAAAUAUUAGUGCUAUUGUAUAGCUUGUGUUAUAUUUAAGUCUUGCAGAGAAUCAGCAUUCUGAAUUUUAACAGCACUCAAACAAAUUAAGGCAUUGGCUGUAGUUUAUUCUUAGGCCAUGUUUUUAUAUCACUUUCACUAACACAUGAAUUGCAUGAUUUGUAAGGCUGUCAUUAAACCAUUUAAGUGUUUUAACAA
This is a messenger RNA of Misgurnus anguillicaudatus (oriental weatherfish), 2507 nucleotides long. RefSeq names its product carboxypeptidase Z (gene cpz). Gene Ontology annotation, molecular function: metallocarboxypeptidase activity; protein binding; zinc ion binding. Lineage: Eukaryota; Metazoa; Chordata; Actinopteri; Cypriniformes; Cobitidae. The record is from RefSeq and is a predicted model, not a curated record. Gene Ontology annotation, biological process: protein processing; peptide metabolic process.